Messenger RNA from Chara braunii, 1195 nucleotides. The record is from the annotation of a GenBank genome assembly. Lineage: Eukaryota; Viridiplantae; Streptophyta; Charophyceae; Charales; Characeae.
CUCGGGGCACUCAUCGCUUCACUGCAUACGAAGGACUUCUGCGGCAGACUCCGGAGGGAGCACUUGCGUUGGUGCCGCAGCUUUCCGCGCUCCUUCCUCCCGCCGAGCCCCUCAACAUCCAAGUUGUCCCUUCCCCUUCUCUCUAAAUGCCUCCCUUUUUCUCUUACACUACCCUCCCUUAUCAACUGACGCGGCUCCCCUAUCCUAUGUGCAACUUUCCCGAGUACCUAGUGGAGCUGACGGACGUGGAGCAGUUGCCGCCCGCCGACGAGGACACGUGGGAGCUGCAUAGGGCGCUGUAUUCAUCGGUGGUGCUGGGCAUGUUCACAUUCUUUGUGGAGCACGAAGUUCAUAACGUCGGCGAAUUCCUCCACGUGUACUACGUGAUCGCCAAUCCGAAGCCAGAGCGGAAGGAGGGAACAGUGGCACUUUAUCCUUUUGGGAGGAUAAGAACGAAUCGCCCGGGGCUCUUACAGCUCAUUCACAUCGAGCUGCUGUCCAUUGCGCAGGUAAUCACCGCGGAAGAAGAAGACUUGCAGCUUACACUACGGACCUUCUCAGCUCCGCCCAGAUCGUACAACGCGGCGGUGAUACCUGACUAUCUGGCGCGUGAAGGGGAGUCCGUGGUGGACUUCGGGCACGAAGAUAAGCCGCUGCGACCUCCAUCAUCGUAUCCAAAGCCGGCGGCCUUGAAGGCACCAAGAAAGAGAACCGUCCCGAAGCGGCGACGAAGUCCAUCGCCGGAAGCUCAGGCCAGCCGAGUGGGGCCUGUCGAGGAGGUCGUCCAGCCUGCGCCGGUGCACGAAGUCGAUCCGGUUCGCGAGAGAAGAGCCACACUCAUCAUCGGGUCCCGACCGGGGGAGGACCACCCCGCCGAAGAGCCGCGGAGAUCCACAGGCCAUCCGAAGUCGACACCUCAGCGGCCCCGCCUCCCGAUCUCAACAGCCAUGCAGCCGGGCCAUCAAGCGCAGGGGGGGGAUUGGGACGAGUUCCAUAUCCCGCAUCAAGACCCCCCCUCCUUGCAGGACCGUUCCGAUUUCGCCAGCCCGCCCAGGAUACCUCGGUCAUUGACAUUAGCAGUUCCCCCGAGCCGGACGGUCCAUUAAACCGACGUGGAUCACAUGGUGGAACUGGCCACCCUCAGGCUUGAGGCCAUCAAGGGGGCGCCACGUCCCGAUCCGGCAUGGGAGGCGUU